Messenger RNA from Oncorhynchus keta (chum salmon), 3644 nucleotides. RefSeq names its product arginine/serine-rich coiled-coil protein 2-like. The transcript is spliced from 4 exons. NCBI's taxonomy places the organism in Eukaryota, Metazoa, Chordata, Actinopteri, Salmoniformes, Salmonidae. The record is from RefSeq and is a predicted model, not a curated record. The coding region runs from base 796 to 1968 and encodes 390 amino acids.
CUCGCCAUGCUGGACCAGCCGGCCAACUUCAACAACGAUGACUUUGAGAUUCCCAUCUACCCCUCUUUCAACGAGUGACCCCACAUACACUCUUCCACUUACCUCCUCUGUCUCUCAAAUGUCUCCUUCUCUCUCAUUUGGUGCACUUUUGCUCUCUUUCUUCGCCUUUCGUGAUCCAAAGAGAGCAUGUCUAGUUAUCGCUCAGAUGAUUGUACUGCCAGGGUGGAGAAAGCGAGUUAAUCAGGGAAAAGAGAGAGUGAAAUCAAGUAUAGGUAUGCAAAUGCAGGUUCAAUAAACACGUGAAAGGGGGAGAGAGAGAGAAGAGAUUCAGGGUUCAGCGAUAGUUGGGCAAAUGUAAAAUGACAUCUGUAGCGAGCACUGCCCAAGCUCCACAGCCAGUGGAUUUGUUGUAGAGAUGUAACACACCUGAGCAUGCACAAGGCCCUGAGGCAGGCACUGCUUCACCAGUAACACACAAACAUGGCCUUUCACUAACCGAGUCAGCUGUGUGUUUAGAUCUAUGCUGCUCCACUGGUCUGUACAUCAUAUGGAUAGAUCAGUCCAAUCAUUCACUUGAAGUCUCAGGCAAUCCAGGUGAUCUACAGCUUUGGGGGAAUAUGUGGGAAUAUAUAUAUAUAUAUGGGAAUAUUCUGAUCUGAAGCCUGUGAAUAUCCUCUAUCUGCUCCCCUCGCUGUUUUAGCUUAGCAACCCGUAGCAUGUUCAAAAGGACACUGUCCUCACGCAGGCAGAUUUAUACGAACACUGUACAAACACUUUUAUAUUUGUACAUUGACGAUGUCACCUAUGAAUGUGGUUAUGUUGGUUUCAGGUGGAAAAGAGGGAGAGAUGUCUAUGACUAGUGAAGGGAGGAGGUUGAGAGAGAUGUCUAGGACUAGUGAAGGGAGGAGGUUGAGAGAGAUGUCUAGGACUAGUGAAGGGAGGAGGUUGAGAGAGAUGUCUAGGACUAGUGAAGGGAGGAGGUUGAGAGAGAUGUCUAUGACUAGUGAAGGGAGGAGGUUGAGAGAGAUGUCUAUGACUAGUGAAGGGAGGAGGUUGAGAGAGAUGUCUAUGACUAGUGAAGGGAGGAGGUUGAGAGAGAUGUCUAUGACUAGUGAAGGGAGGAGGUUGAGAGAGAUGUCUAGGACUAGUGAAGGGAGGAGGUUGAGAGAGAUGUCUAGGACUAGUGAAGGGAGGAGGUUGAGAGAGAUGUCUAGGACUAGUGAAGGGAGGAGGUUGAGAGAGAUGUCUAUGACUAGUGAAGGGAGGAGGUUGAGAGAGAUGUCUAUGACUAGUGAAGGGAGGAGGUUGAGAGAGAUGUCUAUGACUAGUGAAGGGAGGAGGUUGAGAGAGAUGUCUAGGACUAGUGAAGGGAGGAGGUUGAGAGAGAUGUCUAGGACUAGUGAAGGGAGGAGGUUGAGAGAGAUGUCUAGGACUAGUGAAGGGAGGAGGUUGAGAGAGAUGUCUAUGACUAGUGAAGGGAGGAGGUUGAGAGAGAUGUCUAGGACUAGUGAAGGGAGGAGGUUGAGAGAGAUGUCUAUGACUAGUGAAGGGAGGAGGUUGAGAGAGAUGUCUAUGACUAGUGAAGGGAGGAGGUUGAGAGAGAUGUCUAGGACUAGUGAAGGGAGGAGGUUGAGAGAGAUGUCUAGGACUAGUGAAGGGAGGAGGUUGAGAGAGAUGUCUAUGACUAGUGAAGGGAGGAGGUUGAGAGAGAUGUCUAUGACUAGUGAAUGGAGGAGGUUGAGAGAGAUGUCUAUGACUAGUGAAGGGAGGAGGUUGAGAGAGAUGUCUAUGACUAGUGAAGGGAGGAGGUUGAGAGAGAUGUGUAUGACUAGUGAAGGGAGGAGGUUGAGAGAGAUGUCUAUGACUAGUGAAGGGAGGAGGUUGAGAGAGAUGUCUAUGACUAGUGAAGGGAGGAGGUUGAGAGAGAUGUCUAUGACUAGUGAGGGGGAGAGAGAUGUCUAUGACUAGUGAGGGGGAGAGAGAUGUCUAUGACUAGUGAGGGGGAGAGAGAUGUCUAUGACUAGUGAGGGGGAGAGAGAUGUCUAUGACUAGUGAAGGGAGGAGAGAUGUCUAUGACUAGUGAGGGGGAGAGAGAUGUCUAUGACUAGUGAGGGGGAGAGAGAUGUCUAUGACUAGUGAAGGGGAGAGAGAUGUCUAUGACUAGUGAAGGGGAGAGAGAUGUCUAUGACUAGUGAAGGGGAGAGAGAUGUCUAUGACUAGUGAGGGGAGAGAGAUGUCUAUGACUAGUGAGGGGGAGAGAGAUGUCUAUGACGAGUGAGGGGGAGAGAGAUGUCUGACUAGUGAGGGGGAGAGAGAUGUCUAUGACGAGUGAGGGGAAGAGGGGGAUAUGAAACUACAACCUGAUGUAUUCCUACAUAUACCCAGUAUAUAAGUCAAGUGUUUAUAUACGGUUAUCUGUCUACUGGAGGUGUUUGUAUAACUUUAUUGAUCUCAACCUGAAUGCACAGCAAUCCCAGGGUCCCUUUCUCACUCGUUUGUAUUCCUUCCUGUGUUGCCCAGGGUUACCCAGCACACUCUUCCUCCUCUCACACUCUUCCUCAAUCACCCUCCCAAGUGUGCUUUCUCUUCUACUUACACUAGGAAAAGAAAAUGAAAAGAAGACAUUGGAAAGCAAUAAUUUACAAGCAGGAAUGAUGUUAUUUUUUAAAGCCAUUCUUUAUUGUUGUCCUACAUGUUUUUAUCUUGAUUAUUGUUCUUGAAUAUGGAAAUACACAGGAAAUAGUAAUGAUUUUAUUGACUGAUGUUUUUAUUUUCUGGCAUUUUGAUUGGCUCUUCCUGUUUUGUAGCCAUCUCCAUUGCUACUUCGUGAUAGGUUGUUUUUGAUGUAUAUUGAUCAGGGCAUCUUGUUCAGGACAGAAAGGUCUUGUUUAGAACUGACAAGAUUCCUCAUUCAACAUGACACAGAAUCAUGCCAUGAUGUUUGGCCUGAAAUUCAAGUCAUUCUUAUCAUGUUCCAAACACAUGAGCCAAUAAUCCAUUUAGCAGUUGAUGUUGAUUGUGAGUUUGGCAAAUUAACACAGUUUUUCUUUUUCUUUUUUUGCAGUAGAUUCAAUCAAAGUUCAUCCUUAUCGAGAUAGUUUGACAUUCAUAAAUAUGAUCUGAAUCAAACAUUUGUUUUCUGAAAUCAAUUGUGAUGUUUAGUAAGUCACUAUAACACUCUUAUACAGGGAAUUAUUAAGAAUUCUGAUUGGGCAACAGAGGGCUGUGAAUUUUAAGGUUCGGAAAUACAUUUUUUAAAAUUGUGUAGGUCUUUCAUUUGAAGUCUGAUAAUGUAUACAUGUCUGUGAGAGUAAUUCACAGACUUGCCGAAACAUGUCAAUUGUAUGUAAACCCAUCAUGUGUCAAUAGUCACAUGAUGAAAAUGGCAGUUUGAUGACUGUGUUGUCUUGUUAUUGUUUUAAACCACUUUGGUUGUUCCCUGUCCAGGUUUUUACAGUGACGUGAGCUGCAGUUUAUAUAGACGUGAGCUGCAGUUUAUAUAGACGUGAGCUGCAGUUUAUAUAGACGUGAGCUGCAGUUUAUAUAGCGCACACAGAUACACAAAUAUAGGAAUGGAUAUGAAAUGUUAAACAAGAGAAAGUGAAAUGUUUGGUUUUUCUAUUAAAUUGUUAUAUUGUCAAGAA